UUUCAAAUAUAUUAUCAUGUGGGAAACGCGAAACGUUUUGGACUUAUUGUUCUUUUGUAUGGGGUUAUGGUAUCCAAAAGAUUCGUGUGAUACCCAGAGAUGCUUAGUUUGACUUUGGCUGCUGGAUGGAACAAGAAACAGGGCCUCUUGUGUUUUGAACUUUUGGUGCUGAUAACGAUAUGCUAUGAUUUCUAUCUGAAAGGAAGAAAAGAGUGCGGUGGCUGAAACAUGAACCGGACAUCGGGCAUUAGACACUAGACAAAGCGCCGAGUAUGACUACAAGUUGUCCUCCGUUUGAGUUCUCAGCCACGUACUACCAUAUCCACGAGGCUGUAGGGUGCGUGAGGCAGAGCAGUUUCUUUGAGGGCAAAGCAGUGCUCAAUCAAGGCCUUGGCUAUGCUGUUAUUCUUGGCUUCGGUGCCUUCUUCGCUAUUUUUACUUCCUUCCUGGUGUGGUUAGAGAAGCGAUAUGUUGGGUCGCACCACACAUCCGAAUGGUUCAACACAGCCGGUAGGAAUGUCAAAACAGGGCUUAUUGCCAGCGUGAUUGUAUCACAGUGGACAUGGGCUGCUACCAUUUUGCAAAGUUCCAAUGUUGCAUGGGAGUAUGGAAUCAGUGGGCCUUUUUGGUAUGCUAGCGGUGCUACCAUCCAGGUACUGUUGUUUGGUGUCAUGGCUAUAGAGAUCAAACGAAAGGCUCCCCAUGCUCAUACUGUCUGCGAAAUUGUAAAGGCUCGCUGGGGAAAAGCUGCUCAUAUUGUCUUCCUUGCUUUCUGCCUUCUGACAAAUAUCAUUGUCACGGCAAUGUUGCUCCUUGGUGGUUCUGCUGUGGUGAAUGCACUUACGGGGGUGAACAUAUAUGCUGCUAGCUUCUUAAUACCACUUGGGGUAAUUGUCUACACAUUAGCAGGAGGACUUAAAGCCACCUUCUUGGCGAGCUAUAUACACUCUGUCUUCGUGCAUGUGGCUUUAGUCAUCUUCGUAUACUUAGUUUAUACAGCCAGCAACAAGCUUGGUAGCCCCAGCAUCGUAUACAACCGUCUGCGGGAAAUAGCCAGCAAGUCAAGAAUAUGUCAUGAGCCGAUUUCCCACGAUGGACAAUCUUGUGGCCCCAUCAGUGGGAACUAUAAAGGGUCUUAUUUAACAAUGCUGAGUUCAGGCGGUCUUGUUUUUGGGAUUAUAAACAUCGUCGGCAAUUUUGGCACUGUUUUCGUUGACAACGGAUACUGGGUGAGUGCCAUUGCUGCUCGACCUUCGUCAACUCAUAGAGGUUAUUUGCUGGGAGGGCUUGUUUGGUUUGCGGUGCCAUUCUCUUUGGCAACAUCAUUGGGUCUUGGAGCUCUUGCCCUUGAUUUACCACUAACAGAGGAUGAGGCAAGCCGUGGACUGGUUCCUCCUGCUACUGCUAUAGCUUUGAUGGGAAAAGGAGGAUCUCUACUUCUCCUUAUGAUGCUAUUUAUGGCUGUGACAUCUGCUGGUUCCUCUGAGCUAAUUGCAGUUUCCUCGUUGUGCACAUAUGAUAUCUACCGUACUUACAUAAAUCCAGAUGCCAGCGGGAAAAAGAUCCUCAGCGUGUCCAGGGCGGUCGUCCUAGGCUUUGGAAGUUUCAUGGGAUUGUUUGCAGUAAUACUAAACAAGGCUGGCGUUUCAUUGGGUUGGAUGUAUCUUGCCAUGGGAGUGCUUAUCGGCUCGGCAGUCCCAAUCGCUUUUAUGCUUCCUGAGAGAAAGCAAAUGCUAUGGGGGGCCAUUCUAGGAACAAUUGUUGGUUGCAUUUUUGGAAUCAUCACUGUUGUCAGUCGCAGCUGUAGAUAUGGCCAAGUAAAUCUUGACACAAGCGGUCGAAAUGCGCCAAUGCUUGCUGGAAACCUCGUCUCUAUACUUACAGGUGGAGCCAUUCAUGCUGUUUGCAGUCUUUUGUGGCCUCACAACUAUAACUGGGACACCACUAGGCAGAUAACAAUGGUUGAAAAGGAAAAGAGUGAUUUGCCAGGAGAAGAGUUCAAAGAGGAAAAACUAAAAAAAGCCAAAUCAUGGAUAAUGAAAUGGGUGUUGUUUUACACUUGUCAUCGUCAUAUUGUGGCCUCUACUUUCUCUUCCGGCAGGGGAGUUCAGCGUAGGGUACUUCACCUUCUGGGCCGUCAUUGCUAUAGCAUGGGGCACCAUUGA
This is a messenger RNA of Theobroma umbraticum, 2165 nucleotides long. The record is from RefSeq and is a predicted model, not a curated record. Lineage: Eukaryota; Viridiplantae; Streptophyta; Magnoliopsida; Malvales; Malvaceae.